Molecule: messenger RNA, 1156 nt
Organism: Cryptotermes secundus
Lineage: Eukaryota; Metazoa; Arthropoda; Insecta; Blattodea; Kalotermitidae
Exons: 3
Coding region: 324-1106 (260 amino acids)
Molecular function (GO): nucleic acid binding
Source: RefSeq, a predicted model, not a curated record
UAAAACAACGCACGACCCAUUUGGUUCCUUCUUUCUUCCUGCAUCCCUACCUCUCCCCUCCUGCAUAACUUUCUUCUUUCCUUGCCAAACAACAGCUUAACACUGCAAGGAGGAAGUUAACUCAAUUCUUACGCUUACGCACGUGAAUCUAGGCCUCUGAUUAAUUAAGUCGUGGCUACUGGAUUGGCACGCACGAGAACAUGCCGUGGAAAUUGUCUGUGUUGGCGCAUGGGCUAACUCCAUUAGGUACUGCCUGAUAUAAGCCGUCAGUAUGGUCAAAUAGACAUGCAGGCAGGCAGUGAGUGGACGCGCAGUUCAGCAAGAUGUUCGCGACAGCAAGUGUCCUGGUGGCCGCCAUCUUGACGUGUGCAGCAGUUACGGGUCUGUCACCUCCUGGACCAGUGUUGGAAGAGCCGGAGCUGAAGAGCGUGAUUGUGGCAGCGCAGGACUCUCUUCGGAAGACGUUUUCGGAGCUAGAGUCAGCUGCUGACAGCGCCAUGACGUCGGCACGGGAAGUGCUGGAGUCAACGACACUGCAAGCCAACCACACAGUGCUGGAAUCGCAGGCUUCACUUCAGGAUCUGCUGGAGUCCAUCACCACGACGAUUGCCACCGCUGUGUACAAUGCAAGGAAACUUGGCGCCAACAUUACGUCAUGCAUCUCAGGGCAGGAGGAGGCGGCGAGGUCUGUCGUCAAGCAGACGGGUAGCUCAGUUGUUGGCUGUGUUGCCGAAGAGAUCAAGAAGGCUGUGGACCUUGCUACAAACAUGUUCGGCAUUGCGACCUCUGCCAAGAACAUGCUUGACUACGCCCCCAGGGAGUUCCACGGAUGUCUUCCGUCCUUCACCCCGACAGUUGAAGAAAUCGUGAUGAUCCCAUCAUGCAUCGGCGCAGAGAUCAGCGCCUUCAGUUCUGAAGCCGUGAAGAUCGCUAAAACUCUGGCGUCAUAUCUGGCCGAAGGAAGGGACAUCAUAGAAACGCUUGGAAAGGACCUGAAAGAGUGUUCUGAGGCACGAAUCGAAGUGGGGACCCGGAAAGUGCGACAAAUUGAACACAACAUCGUGGUCUGCGUCCAGCAACAGCUCAGUGCUGCCACCUCUGGUUGAAGCCUGUAACUAUGUUAGUACCAGUAACACUUGUAGCCAAAAAAUAAAUG